This is a messenger RNA of Orbicella faveolata, 3332 nucleotides long. Its product is annotated as E3 ubiquitin-protein ligase TRIM45-like. Lineage: Eukaryota; Metazoa; Cnidaria; Anthozoa; Scleractinia; Merulinidae. The record is from RefSeq and is a predicted model, not a curated record. Gene Ontology annotation, molecular function: protein binding; zinc ion binding.
GGAAAUGAAAAUUACUUCGAGUUAGCGGGGGGUUUGAGUCAGCGAGGGUUCGAGUUAUCGGGAGUCAACUGUAGAUUAAAACUCUCUCAAGAAUUUUUGAAACGAUUGCAUUUGACUACUUUGUAACUAGCUAAGUAAAUUCUUUAAAAUAACGAUUGGAUCAAGGAUCCUGCGUUAAUAAUACGACACGGAUGAACAACCUGAGGUAAAAACAUAAUUCAGCUCAGGUACGAUAAGCUAAGGUUAAACACCGGAGGCAAGACAUUUGAUUGGCUGCACGCAGACAGCUAUGACGUUAAUUCAUUUGGUUUUCUAUGAAUCCAAAUUAAAAUCUUUGAUGCAGUUGUGUUUCGCAAGCUUCACUAAACAAGCGACGCCUAGCGAUGGAGUCCCUUUUGAAAGACCUCAACAAACAUGUUGAAUGCUCGAUUUGUCUCGACAUCUUCAACGAACCCAAAACUAUAUCAUGUCAACACACAUUUUGCUGUCAGUGUUUGGAGGAUCAUGCAAGAGCCAGCCACAGACAAGGAAAGUUCCGUUGUCCAGAGUGUCAAGCGCUAAUUGAUUUGCCCGAAGGAAAUCGUUUCAAAAGCUUACCAAGCAGUUUUUUCCACAACAGUUUGCUGAGUCUUCUUGCCGUUCGACGGACUGGCAACGAAAGUAAUAUUACUUGUUCCCAAUGCAAGAAAAACAACUCCCAGAUGUACUAUUGCUUUGACUGUGGAAGGUUUAUGUGCCCAGACUGUUACAAUGCACACGAAACGCUGAGUGAGUCGUUCGAAGGACACAAAGUUACCCCAGUUAAGGAGUUUAAAACAGAAGAUUACGAAGCCUAUCUGAAGCGACAGCCAUUUUGCUCGCAACUGUUCCACGAGAAAGAAAUCACCAGAUUUUUCUGCUUUUCGUGCCAAGCUUGUGUUUGCCAAAUUUGCACACUCACGGAUCACCGAAAACACGAGUUCGUUUUACUCGACAAAGCAGCUCAUGACGAGAAAACCAACAUCAUGUCUGGCGCUGAAAUGAUCAACGAAAGGGUGAGCGAGCUUACUGAAGUGAUUCGAGAAUUUGAAGACACGGCUUCUGAACUGGAAAAUAAUGUCGCAACAGCUAAACACGAGGUCUCGCGAGCUGCUGAGCAAAUGAUCGAAGUGAUUCGGAAGCGCGAGCGUGAGGUUGUUAUGUCACUCGAGACAACACGCGUGACGAGACUCGAGAGAAUUAACUCCGCCAUCCAGGAAGCUCAGUCUCUGCACAAACAAAUGAAGCAAGCGGUUGAGUUUGCUAAAAAUCUGACAGAAAGAAGCUCAAGCUCAGAUAUCAUGAGGAACAAGGAAACUUUGAAGCAGCGAUUUGAAGUGUUGCGUGAAACUGAAGAUCCAAAACAUGAUGAGACCUCAUUCGUCAAAUUUACCGCUGCUUCUACAGAGGACUUGAAAUUUGGUUUUAUUGAGACAACCCCAAAAGCAGACGCAAAUCGAUCAACGCUUGAAGGAGUGGAGCAAUUUUUUCAGGCUGGUGUAGAGGCAGAGUUUACGUUAUGCCCCAAAACGUCGGAGGGGAAGAUGAGUAACCAGGCUAAUCUGAAAGAUCAAGUUAAAGUUCUAAUUGAACCCGCUAAAGAUGUUACAAAUUUGAUUGUUAGUGAGAAAGAGGACGGUAGUCUUGAUCUGAAAUUUACUCCCAAAGUACCGGGCGCCUACAGCAUUGAAGUGAAGAUCAAUGGCGAUAAACUUCCAACCUGUCCUUUUACUGUGCUAGUGAAAGAGCGUGAACUUGAUGUCCUCGGCGAGUUGGACUUAAAAUUCUUCCCAGGAGACGUGCCUCGAAGGUUGGUUGGAAUCGCUGUUAACACAGAAGACAAGAUAGUUCUGCCAGAUAAUGAGGGCCACUGUGUUUAUGUAUUUGAUAGAGAUGGUAACUGUUCAAGGAAAAUUGGUGGUACAGCAGCAAAUUCUAGACACUUUUUACAACCAAAUGGUGUUUCGUUUCUAAACGACAACGAGAUUCUAAUUGCUGAUGAACUGCAUCAUAGAAUACAACAAAUAAAUAUCCAGACAGGAACUGUUAUGAAAUGCUUUGGAAAGUGUAGUGCAGGGAAAGGAGAGUUUAAGAAUCCAGUUGACGUUUGUUUAGAUGAUGAAGGACACAUUGUUGUAACCGAGAACGGCAAUCAUAGGAUACAAGUGUUGUCACAAGAAGGAGAAACUAUUUUCUCAUUUGGAGACAGUGGCCCAGAGAAACUCAACAAACCGACAAGCUGCAUUCCUUACAAAAACAUGUUCCUAGUAAAUGAUUGCGGUAAUAGUUGCAUUAAAGUUUUCGAUCAGUCAGGAACUUUCUUGUACAAGUUUGGGAAGAAAGGCAAACAAGAUGGACACUUUAACUCGCCUAAUGGUAUGAUCCUAGACAGCUCCAAUAAUUUUCUUGUAUGUGAUUAUAACAAUAACCGAGUUCAGCAGUUUUCCUUAGACGGUCGUUUUACAGGAAAAACUAUCACUCGUUUAUCAAGUCCUUUUGGAAUAGCAACAGCGCCAGAUGGACGUAUUCUCGUGGCUGCGCGUAAUACAGUAUACGUACUGAAGUAGAUGUUCCAAUAGCUUGUAGCAUAUCGCAUAGAACUCUUCACAUCCGCUCUAUAGAAAAUAGAGAGCUGUAAACAGCCUAAAUGUAGCAUGGUUUUUGUAAUUUAGUGGUCUCUAUGAUGACAAUAUUAUGCAACGUACGUUUAUUUCGUCUGUUUUUUUUUCCGACGUUCAAGAUGUUUUUAUAUGCCUUUGUAUAGUCAAAUUCAGUGGAAGAUUGGCAAAUCUAAGAAAUGGUAUCAUAAUUGUUUUCAAAUUUAGAAAAGAGAAGAUCGCGUAAAAAGUGAAAAUGGGUGGACGGGGGGCUGGUAACUUUAGGUUGCAUAAUCAAUGGGGCAUGCUCCCAAAAUAUUGCAAUUUCAGAACUACAACCUAAUUGAAAACUGUUAUACCAGAAAUAUUAGCAAAUUGCCACAAAGUAGAAAUUACAAUGAGGUACUGUCCAGAGCAUUUGCAAAAAUAUAAACAAUCAUUUUCAAUUUUUUCCAUGGUUCACUUCCCCAAAAAAGGGAAUGGCUACUCACCCAGUGCACCCCUCACACCCGCCCCUGAGUGAGUCUACAAUUGGUCCGACAAUUGUAAACUUUAGCAGAAAAUGAUUUUGUUACAACUUCAAGUUACAUGAAAAGCAUGUAUAAUAUACGUUAGUUCCUAUAUUAUAUAAUCACCGAAGGAAGCUAUUACACCUUUUGCUGUUCAUUUACAGAAAAUAAACAUUCAUUUGUGUCCAAAUUUCUUUCAUUAUGGUGA